GGGGGAAAACGCGUUUCCGGUUGCGGCGUCAGUGUAGCCUGUGUUGCAUCUCACUUCAGAUUCUUCACGUCGUCUGGUUCCUGUUUUAGCUCAAUUUCCACAAAACAGAGACAUGGGAUGCGAUGGUGGUACCAUUCCACGUCGAGACGAACUUGUAAGGACCAAACAGAAGCCAGAACAGAAAGACAAAGACGCCGAGGCUGUCGCCAAAUGGAAACACUGUGCCGUCACGCAGGAAGAGCUGAGGUUGCCGAUCGUUUCUUGCGAACUGGGGAGACUGUACAACAAGGAAUCUGUGAUUGAGUGCCUGCUGAACAAGGACACGUCUUGCGAGACUGCACAGCACAUCCGAUCGCUCAAGGACAUCGUCGAGCUGAAUCUCACCGAGAACCCUGGCUACCGUCGCCGUGACGCCGACAAGGGUGACGAAUAUGUGGACCUGCGUGCGUCGCGGUUCAUCUGCCCCAUUGUUGGCUUGGAGAUGAAUGGGAAGCACAAGUUCUGUUACCUAAGGCAGUGUGGGUGCGUCCUGUCGGACAGAGCGCUCAAAGAGGUCAAGUCGGAGGUGUGUCACAAGUGCGCCAAGCCUUUCCGCGACGACGACAUUGUCGUGCUGAACGGAACGGACGACGAAGUGGCGGUGCUGACGGCACAGAUGGAGAUUCGAAGAGCCAGGGCCAAGAUUGACAAGAAGUUGAAGAAACGGGCCUGCGAGGCAACCGACGACGUAGGCAAGAAGGCGAAGACAGACACUGCCGAGGCGGUCAAGAAGGUGUCCAGCAAGAUGGCCAACGGCGGCCCAAGCACCAGUGGCACGGCAGCCAAGAAGCCUGACGUCGGAACGGCCACUAAGAUGAUUCUGCCAGAAAAGGCAAGGCAAGGGUACAGCAUUGCGAAGGACCCCAAGACCAGCGAGGCCUUCAAGUCCCUCUUCACGACGCAUUCAACAGCCGUGAACCAGCCCAAGGCCCACUGGAUCACGCACAACCCGCUCUUCUACUGAAGGCCGACGGGAAGAGAUUCUAACGCAUGAGGCCAUGUGCCAAGAAGAACUGACUGCUACACAGCUGCACAUUUGAAACCUUACAGACCCUCUUGUAAAUACAGAUUAUUCGCAACUCUGACCUUGUGCAUACAAUAAACCUUUUUCGCAUAAAAGCAAAA
Molecule: messenger RNA, 1164 nt
Organism: Ixodes scapularis (black-legged tick)
Lineage: Eukaryota; Metazoa; Arthropoda; Arachnida; Ixodida; Ixodidae
Product: replication termination factor 2
Exons: 8
Coding region: 113-1003 (296 amino acids)
Biological process (GO): site-specific DNA replication termination at RTS1 barrier; mitotic DNA replication termination
Cellular component (GO): nucleus
Source: RefSeq, a predicted model, not a curated record